This is a messenger RNA of Nematolebias whitei (Rio pearlfish), 1626 nucleotides long. It is a transcript of the gene slc17a5, whose product is annotated as solute carrier family 17 member 5. Gene Ontology annotation, biological process: monoatomic anion transport; transmembrane transport. The coding region runs from base 64 to 1542 and encodes 492 amino acids. The transcript has 11 exons. Gene Ontology annotation, molecular function: transmembrane transporter activity. The record is from RefSeq and is a predicted model, not a curated record. NCBI's taxonomy places the organism in Eukaryota, Metazoa, Chordata, Actinopteri, Cyprinodontiformes, Rivulidae.
GCGUCUGGCCGUUGUUGUGUUUGUGAGUCAGUAACCUCUUUGUGAAAACUUUCAGCCGGCUGAAUGGAGCGGUACUCGGACGCGGAGAAGGACGAGCAGCAGAAGCCGCUGCUCCACCGAGAACACGAAGACAAAGUCCUGAAAGCCCCAGUGUGCUGUUCCUCACGUUACAGCCUUGCGCUGCUCUCCAGCUAUGCCUUCUUCGUGGCCUACUCUUUGAGGGUGAACCUUAGCGUGGCCAUGGUGGACAUGCUCAACAGCACCCAUCAGUCCAGCGACAACCACAGCGGCACAGUGUGCCCCGCUCACGGCAACCCUCCACAGCCCAAACACAACCGCACGGCCAGUGUGUACAACUGGGACUCUGAGACCCAGGGCUGGAUCCUGGGCUCCUUUUUCUACGGCUACAUCCUGACACAGAUACCUGGAGGAUACCUGGCUGGCCGCUUUGGACCCAAAUGGCUGCUGGGCUUUGGAAUUCUGGGAACUAUAGUUUUUACACUACUUACCCCUGUGGCGGCUGAUCUGGGUGCAAGCUAUCUCAUUGCUGUGAGAGUUCUGGAGGGGAUUGGGGAGGGUGUCACAUUUCCUGCAAUGUACACCAUGUGGGCGGCGUGGGCCCCACCGCUGGAGAGGAGCCGACUGCUCACCAUUACAUAUAUUGGAGCUCAGAUGGGGACAGUCAUAGCUCUGCCUUUGUCUGGUGAAAUCUGCUUCUACCUGGACUGGCCUUAUGUCUUCUACUUAUUUGGUGCCGUUGGUUUGGUGUGGUUCAUCUUGUGGGCUUUUCUCGUCUUUGACAGUCCAAACACUCAUCCACGGAUAUCAGAGCAGGAGAGACUCUACAUCACUAACUCACUCAAACAUGAGCUGUCCACGUCAGCAGGCAACAUUCCUUGGCGAGCCAUCGUUACAUCAAAGCCGUUGUGGGCCAUCGUUGUGGCUCACUUCUCCUACAACUGGACCUUCUACACACUCCUCACCCUGCUUCCAACCUACAUGAAUGACAUACUGGGAUUCAGCAUACAGCAGAAUGGAUUUCUGUCAGCUUUGCCAUACGUGGGCUGUGCUCUGUUGGCUGUGCUGAGCGGCCAAGUUGCUGAUUAUCUGCGAGAAACUUGCCUUUACUCGACCGUCCUUGUUAGGAAGGGCUUCUCUCUCAUCGGUAUGAUUGGACCAGCAGCGUUCCUGGUGGCUGCAGGUUUUACUGGCUGUAAUUACAAAUUAGCUGUGACCUUCCUCACAAUCUCCUCGUCUCUGGGUGGAAUGUCAGCUUCUGGCUUCAACAUCAACCACCUCGACAUUGCUCCUUCGUAUGCUGGUAUUCUGCUGGGGAUUACGAACACGUUUGCUACUAUUCCUGGCAUGGUUGGACCAAUCAUAGCAAGAGCCCUCACCAAAAAUAACACCAUAGAAGAGUGGCAGACGGUCUUCUACAUCGCAGCUACCAUCAACCUGUUAGGAGCAAUAUUCUACUGUGUGUUUGGGCGAGGGAAGGUGCAGUCCUGGGCUGUUCACACGUUCUUUUCUCAUGGAGACUGAAGCAACAAAUAAAUGGCAAACUCGGAACAAACGUUAAGUUAACAUCAACCACCGACUCAUUUGAUGGGUAAUUUCAGAGACAUU